UUACUGAUUCACUUCGAUUCACGACGAUGCAUACCGCCAGUCGGUUCGAAUAAUCGCCUCGUGGCAGGUGAAGACGAAAAUCGGCGAGGCCGAGCCUGCCAGCUAUCCAAUCACCUAGUCAACUAGUCGCCGUAUGAGGUACGGACGAACCACGAAACCGCACCUCAAUUUUCCACAAGAAAUUUUGUUACCUAUUGCGGUGCGAUACGGUAUACAAAAUUUCGCGUAGCUAUCCGUGUAACGUGUUACUUUUCUGUUUUCUUUUAUCACUUAGUCGUUGAUUGGUCUCGAUUUGUUUCGAUUGUUUUUUUAUUUCGUUCAGUGCACUACAUAACUACAAGGGUGAGAAAUGUCUUCUUUGAAGGGUGAUAAAAUUCCAUGUGCCCGACUUUGCCAUAUCGUCAAGUGGGAUGAUUUUGACGGAUAUGGAUUUAACCUACACGCAGAAAAAGGAAAAAAUGGUCAAUUUAUUGGUAAGGUGGACGACGGUUCUCCUAGUCAGGCCGCUGGUUUACGACAAGGUGAUCGAAUCAUCGAGGUUAAUGAAAUCAACAUCGCAAACGAGACUCAUAAGCAGGUUGUUGAACGCAUAAAGGCUUUUCCUAAUGAGACGAAGCUUCUGGUGGUCGACCAAGAAGCCGACGAAUAUUUCAGGGCCAACAACAUCGUUAUCAAGGGCACUAUGGCGAACGUCAAGGUGAUCAAGACCCCAGAGAAGAAUCCGAAUAGUAGCGAACAAGAAGAGCUUAACGGCAGCAAUGCCUCAACUGAUGAGAACGCACAAAAAUCAAGCGGGUCGAACGAUACGUUGCACAGCGAGAGCAGCACGGUGUCGGCAAGCGCAACGAGAACGUCGACCAGAAGCGAGAACGAUAACGAAAACGAGAGCGAACGCGAAGAAACUGGCCAAGAGAACGGGAACAGUAUUAAGAACGAUACGACGACGAUGGCGCACGUGCAUGGCACAGGGAACGGGAACGUUACCGGUAACAACGAGUCACGACAGGGUUUGAACCUGAAGAUGAGUGCCAAAGAACUUAGAGCCCAGCUAGCACUUCGCAAGAAAUACGAUCCGAAGAAAGAAUCAAUCGGUUUCAAGGACAAAUUUGACAUCGUGCAAAAAUUAUAACGGCAAUUUCGUCUGCCUCUUUUGAUAAUUUGUCGACUAUGCGCGGUGCUCCUUUUUAUCUCGCUAUUAAUAGAUAGAAUCCUUAACGUCGAUUUAUUCGGACGUACGUAACAUUCGGACGUUCAUACGCGCUCAACUGAACGCAUGUACUGGCAUGCGCACAGUAUUUUCAGAUUUCAAACGAUUUUCGAAACUUCUAACGUAGAUUCAUAUACGCACAUAUGUCCGUAGUUUCUUUAAAAUUGAUUAAUAUGUCGAAUAUGAAUGUUUAAUAAAUAUUGAGAGAACAAUGCACAAAGAUAGUACGAAUUAUUUCAAAGUGCGAACGUUGAAAGAUAUUCCAGUCGAUUGAAAAAAGUUUCUUGUUCUAGUAGACUAUACAGUAAUCUUGUUUACUAUAGCGAAAAUUAUGCGCAUCAAGGACGAUCGCGACGAUGCGAGAGAAAGUGUAGGACGUUGCGCGACGCGCGUCGCGUGACGUGUGCGUCAUCGAUAAUUUCUAUUAUUUCUUUUUUAAAUUUAAUAUAUCGCUCGUUCUUUUAUUGUGCAUUGAAAGAAUUUAUAUCUUUCGAAGCUAAGAUAUCUGGAAAUUAUUGCGACAUAGAAAAGAAAGUUAUGAUAAAAUCGAUCGAUAUUUGAUGCAGUAAAGAUUCUGCCAACAUUCGUACGGAUUAUGUAAUUUAAGGAAUGUAUCAGCGUGUAAAAAUACGACGAAACAAUAGUGAGAAGAUUUGGGCGAAUUUCCUCGUCCCAUUAGAGGUUGCACAUAGCGUGUGCGACGAACCGAAAGUCGCAGGAUUUGCAGGAAACUAUUCUCUAACAUUGCUAAAUAUUACGACAACUUGUUGUGUAACUUUCAAUUAUCGUCGUCGUGAUCCUUUUGCGUCGUGUUUCGUAUUUUACGUGAAUACUUAGAAACUAGAUGUUUUAUUUUUUUUUCGCACGAUAUGUACCGGUAUACAUUUCAUUUUGCGAUAAUUUCUUUAGUCAUGAUAAAUAUCGAUAAAUUUUUUAUCAUGUAUUCUGAUUAAAUAUUACAACGAAAGAGAAUAAUUUAUUAUUGAUUUUCUUUCUAUUUUUUUUUUUUUUUUGAGAGACUUUGUGCAAAUUUGAGAUCUAGUUAAUUUUGUCUAAAUAUACUUUUAGUCGAGUAAUGAAUAUCAAAAUAAUGCAUUUAAUAUUCAAUUGAUAAAUUAAUUAAUCAUCAUGUUUCGGAUCUAAUAUGAAUAUUGAUAACAAAAUUCUCAAAGAAUAUUAUUUUAAAGUAUAAUUUUUUAGAAUAACAAUAUAUUGUAUUAUGCGUCUACCAUCAUGUGAAAUAGAUAAAAUCAGACGCUUUUGUAAUUAUAUGUUUUCUUAUUCAAAGCACGACAAACAUAAUUGUUCUUUUAUCCAUAAUUUUGUUGAAGUUCUUAUCAUUUUGAAACAAAUUUUAUAAUGUGCAAAAAAAUAUAUUUUUUUCAUGACGUAAAUCGAAAAUAGAUAAAUAGAAAAUUAUUUAGUUGUCAUAACAAUGAAUAAAUUUUCAAUUACGUAAAUUGCAAAUAUAAUAAAAUAAUUUUGUUAUAGAAAGAAAUUAAAAAAUCUGUAAGAAAAUUACAAUUAGAAAACUAAUUUUUGUGUAAAAUUUUAUUUAUUUAUCAUUUUUAUUGUAUUUAAAUUCAAAUUCAAAUUUCUUGGUGUGCUUUUGCCUUUUACUAAUAAUCAAUGUGAAAUGAAUUCAAAUUUUAAUUUGAUUUUGAAUUGCGAAUGUUAACGCUGCAUAUUACAGCGACUAAUUGAUCGAUCGUAUUCUUGAUUAAAAACGUCGAAUCAUUUAAAAUUAUCGGUUAAUAUUUUGUAUCGAAUAUGUAUUGUAUAAAUUUUUACAUAUUUUUCGUUUUAUCGCAAUAUUUUUGCGAAAUUCGAUGUAUACGCAUGUUCAUUUUUGUAAAUAUUAGAUUUCUGAAUAUCAAGAUCGGUGCAAUCUAUUAUUGCUAUUAUCUUAUUUUAUAUAAUAAUUUCUGUGGCGGCCGCUUUAUGUAUAACGCGUUCAAAAGUUUUAUUCGAAUUUAAAAAUAAAAUUAAUGUAUCGGUAUCCAAUUUGAAAUCAUAAGCUAAAUUUCAUUUUGAGCAAUCAAAAAUAUUUUAUUUACUUUUUUUUGAUAAUUAUUCAAUCAAGAAUAGAUUCCAAAAAUAUAAAUUUUAAAUUUAAAAGAUCAUUGGAAAUGAAAUUGAUAUCAAUUAAAGUUUAAGCUGAAUACGGAAAAAUAUAUUUACAAAAUAUGCCACAGUGUCAAAUUUGAAUCGAUGAUUCUUUAUAUUUAAAACUUGUAUUUUUGAAUUUUUACUCAUAUAAAAAAAUAUAUUACAAAUUUGUAAUCACUGAAAACAAAGUAAUAUUUUAUAAUCAAUAUAUUAUAUUUUAUAACACUUUUUGAAGUAUUAAUUCUUCAUACGAAUUAUUGCACCGAUUUCUUGAAAUGUAUAUAAAUGCUCUAAUUAAGAAUUAAAUACAUAUAUUGUUACAAAUUGCACAUGUUUAAUGUAUUUUGUAAGCAUAACUUUAAGAAUUAGCUUUGAUGACAAUACUUGAUUGUACGUUAUUCAUCAAAUUAUGUUUAUUUACAUACAUCUCUGUAUAAAUAGUAUUGUACGUAUGUAUAUUA
This is a messenger RNA of Apis cerana (Asiatic honeybee), 3777 nucleotides long. RefSeq names its product Na(+)/H(+) exchange regulatory cofactor NHE-RF1. Gene Ontology annotation, molecular function: protein binding; protein-membrane adaptor activity. The record is from RefSeq and is a predicted model, not a curated record. Gene Ontology annotation, biological process: protein localization to plasma membrane. NCBI's taxonomy places the organism in Eukaryota, Metazoa, Arthropoda, Insecta, Hymenoptera, Apidae. Gene Ontology annotation, cellular component: apical plasma membrane.